AAUCGCAGCAAAGUCACACAACAAUGGCGGCUCAAUCAUGGCAUUCAAAAGCUAGAUUGGCCAGCUCUAUCUCCAGAUCUGAAUUCAAUAGAAAAUAUUUGGUAUUCAAUGAAGUUGAGCGUACCGAAAAUGUGCCACGCGGGUAUGUCUGACGAACAGCAUACCCAAGCAAUCCGAGAUACUUGGGAGUCUAUCGAUUACAACAUCAUCAAUAAGUCGGUGGAUUCUAUGUCAAGAGGAUCAAGGCAGUGCUGGAGGUGAAGGGCCGCUCAACUCGGUGGUAAUCAGAAGGUAUGGGGGUGGUAAACGUAGAAACACAUAUGAUUUUUACAUUUGUGAAUCAUAGUUAGGAAGCAAAGAUUAUCAAAGAUAGACAAUAGACAAUAGCAUCAUUUGACACUAUUCAAUAUAUUCUAUUCAUCUUAUUUAUCAUCAUUAAGCAUAUCCAGUAGUGCGGAUCUCUAAAAUUGUUCAAAUUUUCGUGUCGGGUGACUGUAGCAG
Molecule: messenger RNA, 501 nt
Organism: Radiomyces spectabilis
Lineage: Eukaryota; Fungi; Mucoromycota; Mucoromycetes; Mucorales; Radiomycetaceae
Exons: 1
Molecular function (GO): nucleic acid binding
Source: RefSeq, a predicted model, not a curated record